AUGAAUGGUGGUGGUGGUGGUGGUGAUGAUGAUGAUGAUGAUGAUGAUGAUGAUGAUGAUGAUGAUGAUGAUGAUGAUGAUGAUGAUGAUGAUGAUGAUGAUGAUGAUGAUGAUGAUGAUGAUGAUGAUGAUGAUGAUGAUGAUGAUGAUGAUGAUGAUGAUGAUGAUGAUGAUGAUGAUGAUGAUGAUGAUGAUGAUGAUGAUGAUGAUGAUGAUGAUGAUGAUGAUUUCACAUGGUAA
Messenger RNA from Schistosoma margrebowiei, 240 nucleotides. NCBI's taxonomy places the organism in Eukaryota, Metazoa, Platyhelminthes, Trematoda, Strigeidida, Schistosomatidae. The record is from the annotation of a GenBank genome assembly.